GUGCCUCCUGCGCCUAUCGUCGCGGCGCACCCACCGGCGCACCGGUUCCCCUUUCAGCCGAUCCCGCUCAGAUCAGGGCGGGGCGCGGCGUACGCGUGUUCCGAGGGCGAAGGUAACGCACCCAAGUCAUGCUGCGGCCGGCCGCCGCUGAGAUUAUGCGUGCUCUUCCUCGGCGUAGUGGGAGCCUGCCUGGUGGCCGCGGGCGCAGUCCUCGGCGCUCUAAGGCCACAUCCUAGAGCACCUCUCACAUUACUGCUUCUAAUGAUAGGUAUAGGCGUAGUGCUGGUGACGGCGGCGGGGCUGGCGUGGCGGCUGGGCGCAAGGGACGCGCCGUGUGCAUUGCUGGGGCUGCGGCGCGCGUCAUGUCGGCGAUUCGUACCGCGCCUACCUCCCAGCUACGCGCGACCACACCACCCGUACGCGGCCAUGCUCUACCCGGAGUUCCACUACAGGCCGCCCCCACCCACCUACCAAGCUUCAAUGCAGGAGUAUAGACUCAGGUUACUUCUCCUCGAUAGAAGUGCGCCAGCGGUGUCGCCGCCACCCACAUACAGAUCAAACUCAGCCAGUCUAGUCAGAGGAACCACAGGUGCGACGUGGUGCGGCUCGGAGUACAGUGGGCCCCCGUCAUACAGAGCACCGCGAGUGGAGCCCCCGCCUGCCGUCACCGACGUGCCUUCCCCUAUCGAACUCAAGUACUCGGAAGACGCCAUUGAAUCCCCUCUACCAGAACAGAAGGACCCUGACGAGCAUCUCGUCACCAUAGUGCACACUGAAGCCCAACCCGUCAUAGUAACAGUGUCAGGAUCACCGGCGCUCAACGAAACUCACAUCACACACACCUCUGAAAUCGAUAUAUUAGCCCAUUUAUAACGAAACAUCGAUUAAUCUAUGUUUUUAAAAAAAGCUUUACGAGAUUUUAAAUCCGAAAUAUGAAUUAUCUAUAAUGCAGUCGACUAAUUGAAACUGAAAUGUAAUAAUGUAGUUCAAUAUUAAAA
Messenger RNA from Papilio polytes (common Mormon), 998 nucleotides. RefSeq lists its product as uncharacterized. Lineage: Eukaryota; Metazoa; Arthropoda; Insecta; Lepidoptera; Papilionidae. The record is from RefSeq and is a predicted model, not a curated record. Bases 262 to 873 code for a protein of 203 amino acids. The transcript is spliced from 5 exons.